CUGGGCGCCGGAGGACACACAGCUGACGGAGCCGCGCCGCGAUCGCCUGGCUUCCCCGCCCGCCACCCGAGCCGCGCGGGACACACGGUUCCUACCGCAGCCCGCGGGACAGAGGAGGAACCGUCCGCGCCCCGUGCGCUCGGUCAGUCCUGGCAUACUCUCCCGCCGCCCGCGCCGGGCUCGGCACCGAGCACUAGGGUACCAUGAUCUGCAAGACUCUCUUCGUUCUUUGCAUCUUCACGGCAGGACUGAGGGUACAGGGCGUGCCUACAACAUCCCUCUUGCCUGUUUCUCUUCCGGCAAAGAUUACCCCUACGACAGCCACCUGGACGAGCUCUUCACAAAGCCCUCCUGCCUUCCCCACCAGUGGCACGCGCAGCAACUCAGUGCUUCCAGUUACAGCGGCAUCAGUGCAGACAUCGCUACUCCCCAAGAAUGUUUCCAUAGAGCCCGGAGAACAGGAGACCACCAGCCCAACCUUGACUUGGGAGGGUACAAACACAGACCCUUUAUCAACAAGUGGCGGGGUCCCCUUAACACCCACGCCCACGGAACACAGCUCAGGCACUCCCGAGGCAAGUGUGCCAGCUACAGGGUCGCAGCUCCCCACUGAGUCCCCUGCGCUCACUUCCCCUCAGGCUCCAGCCUCAUCACCCUUACCUUUGUCAACCUCACCACCAGAGGUUUCUUCUGUCUCCGUCGGCACCAACCACAGCUCUGCUGAGAACAGCACCAAGCCCACAGGAUCUCCAACCACACCAGAGUCCCCAGCAGAGGAGCACAGCUCUGGCUACACCCCCACUUCACAUGCCACCUCAGAGCUGUUGCCCACGGAGACAAUACCCCAAACAACUGUGCCAGCCAAAGUGACCUGUAUUCUGGUAGACAUGGAGACCACCACCGCCCCCAAAAGGGUCAUCAUGCGGGAUGUGGAGCAUGCGCUAAGUUCAGGCAGCAUCGCUGCCAUUACAGUGGCCGUCGUUGCCGUGGUGGUGCUGGUGUUUGGAGUUGCAGCGUAUCUGAAGAUCAGGCAUUCCUCCUAUGGAAGGCUUCUGGAUGAUCACGAUUAUGGGUCUUGGGGAAACUACAACAAUCCUCUGUACGACGACUCCUAACAAAGGAACGUGGCCUGGGAUGAGGAAUAACUGCUCUUUAUUUAUAAGUGCUUAUCCAUAGAAUUAAUGACAAGUACCUGAUGCGCAUUGAGCGACAAUCUUAAGCCCUGUUUUGUUGGUUUGGUUAUCUUGUUUUCCUCACUCUCCUCUGGAUGCUACAACUUACCCUUUCUGGUACGAAAAGAACCAUUACAUAAAGGUGAGUGGAGGCUGAGUUGCAGCUGAAAUGGGCCGACCUUGAGCCAGUGGAGCCAGACCACUGCGAUGGAGGCUUCUGUACCCACCACAGGACCCACUGCAAAAAGGACAGAGGAAGAGGAAUCAAGUUGUUUUGUCAGGGGGUUACUUUUAGGGGAACUUUUUGUUUGUGGAUUUCUUAAACUUUUAUUUAGAAAAUUACAUUAAAUCUCAAUGAGGGGAAAAGAAAUGAGUUCUGGGAGGAUUUCACCCUGCAGGUAAGGAAGCAGGAAUUUCUCAGAUUCCUUUUUAAUCUCUAUUUAUCUGAUUGUGUCUGACAGGAUGCCUGUUUCUUACCUGCCUAAUUAAUGAAAGGGGAAACUAGAAAGUGCUCCAGAGGAGGCCAGCCAGCCAAGGGGCAGAGUAGCUGAUUGCUGUCAGAUUUCAUUGUACCCUCUACCUGUUCUCCCCUCCAGGUCACCUGUCUCCAGGAUGCCUGUCCUAGUCCACAGCAGCUGGAUUCCCAGCCCACAAGCUUACAGUGGGGUUGUAGGUCCACAGAAAGCAAUGAGAUGAGCUUAGUUAGAGAAAAGGAAGGGAGAGGAGUGUGGAGUGAAUGUACGGUAGGGUGAAUGGAGGAGGGAGGAAGCUGACAUGUACUGAGUGCCUCAUUAAAGAAAAUGGGAAUCAGCUCUCAGUAACUAUCAGAGGCAACCACUUCUCAGAGGAGCCCAUAGAAUCCUUGCUUUAUCCCCACAAAGCAACUGGUUCACUGCCUUACUGUCUGUCGGAUAAUGGCUGUAAACUGUUUUUAAAGACGAUUUUUCUAAGGCACUAGUCUAUCUGCAAUUGCUCAUGAGGCAUUUGAAAAAGACACCGUGAUUAAUCCAUUUAUUCUUUGCAUACACUUACUUUACUGAUUCUGCCCUUUAAUAAAUGAAAACUCCUAGUUAGAUAGUCUUAAAAUCUUGUAUAACAAAUUUUGAGAAUGAACUGAUCAUUUUUACAGGUAUCCAUUUAUUGUAAUGAUUCUCAAUACAGGCAGUUUUGUACCCUGGGGACAUUUGAAAAUGUCUGGUGAGAUUUUUGAUUGUCACAACAUGAGGGUGCUACUAGUGGGCAGAGGCUAUGGAUGUGCUAAACAUCCUACAAUGCACAGGAUAGCCCACCACAACCAAGAAUUAUCUGGCCCAAUAGUGCUGAGUUUGAGGAAUUCUAAUUUAUUGCAAUUGCCCAUUGUGACAGAACAAGACUCCCAGAUUUUUAACUAAAUUAAAUGAUUUGUUACAUUUUUAUCCUUUUUAAUUUGUUGGCUGAUGGGUUGUUUUGAGCAUGCAUGGUUGUCUUUUUAUUUCCUUGUGUGUUCGAGAUAGCUUUAUUUCAUGGCUGUACCUCGGCCCUCCUAUAACAGCUGAUAUUAGCAACUGAUGUUCUGAUUUCGUGGAGUAGAAAACAUAUACUAGGUCCUGUUUUGAAAUGUGUUAUAUUGUUUGACAAUGUCAUAAAGAACCUGACACUGGUGAACUUUUAUUUUUAAACUUGGACUUGCUGCCAUGACUCUGUUAGUUUCCAGAAACUUGACCCUUAGCUCAACCUGUCACUUGCUGCGGCCCAGCAAAGUACUGGCAUGUGAACCACAGUUGCCGUGCUGUCCUAAACCCCUCUGGUAUCAAAGACACCAGUAUCCAGGCCAUUUCUACAAACCUGCCAUUCCACACUCUGGUAAGAAUUUAUUCCUAAAUGCCUUAGGUACCAAAGGAGAAUGAGCAACCACCAGAGGUAUGUUACAACAGGAAUGGGUAACAAGGAAUGGAAUUCAGAUAUCUCUUAUUAUUUAAAACAAAAAAUAAAAAAUGGUCAGGAAUGACCAAUGAUGACUCCUCUGGUUGAGCUUGACCUAAAUAAUUGUCCCUUUUUCCUGGCCCCACUCCCUAUAUAGGCUUUCAGUUUGGCAAAAGAUGAGUCAAUAAAAACAGGACACUCCACAUAUAUUUUUUCUCCCUCAGUCACAAACAUUUUGACAAAAUAUCCAUGAAACACCUUUGAAGAAAUAGAUGCACUUCUGGAUGUUGCUUCCGUCAUAAAUCCUGGGUCAGAGGGACCAGCCUCUUUCCAAGGAAUCCUGACCAGUUAUAAGCCAUGGACUCAGCCAGCAUCUUUCCUUACUGAAGGCUAGGAUUGAUUGUGCACUUGAUGCAUUUGUUGCUCUGAUUAACUUCCAAAUCCCUAUGGCAAAGGCAGGGAUUUGGACCUAAAGCAGAUCUGUUCAGCAAGGUGACAGCUUCCUAUAAAAAAAACUCUCUAACAUUCUUUGUUAUAUUAGUAUAAAGUACCAGUGGGUUGAACCUGAUUUUGCCAAAUGUAUUUUUUCUAUUUCUGAGUUGGCCAAAGGAUUUUAGCAACCGAAUUCAACAAACUUUGCUUCACACAUGUACACAAUGCACACACACCUGAAAUAUAUAUGGAUAAUUGACGACCUUUACCUCAAGGAGUCUAUCCAGCUCUACCCAAGGGAAGUAGUUCCAGUGGAUCUAAACAACCACAUACCCUCCAGGGACAAGACUAGUCAAAGCAUCAGAGGGAAUGUCAGAGCAGGAGGGAGGCAAGCAGCCUCUUGUAGAUUACAGCUUGCAAAUGAUAAAAUAGCAGAUUCAAUUUUGUUUUCUUUUCCUGAGGCCCCAAUAAAGUCUCCUACCCUCCUUGGAUGUCUGUGCCAUCAUUUCUUAAAUGAGGGUGAUGCUUUUUUAUUGACCUCACCCAUGCUACCUUACAAAUGUGUUGUGAGGAUUAAUGAAAUCAUGUCUACAGUGUUUUAAGUUUCUUCAGAAAAAUAUUUAUAGACAUUUUAAGUAUUUUAAGUAUUACACAAGUAUAUAAGUGCUCUCAGUUUCUUAUCUGUUGUCAUACUGGUGUGUCAUUUUUACUUGUCUAUAAAACAACGGCUUUGUCAUAGCUACAUCAAACAGCUGUUUCAGCUCUAGGCUACCCCCCACAAUGUAGCUGACUGACUGAGGGUUAACUGUGCUCGGGACCACAAAGGCUAGUUUCCAUCACCAUAUGAAGGAUGGCCCUAGACAUAGGUUUCACAGGCUGUUGAGUUAGGAUUCAAGAGGUUAGGGUAGCACGGUAUGGAUACCUGAACACUAACAGAAAUAGACCUCUGGCCUUUACCAUCUUGGGGUCUUCUGAGUUCCUUUGUGGAGUUGAUUUUAGUUUGAUGUCAUCUGUUUGCCCUUCAUCUUGCUUGCAAGGGUGCAUGGUUCAAUCCCUUGCAUCUGGGAAACGAAUUUUGCAACUGGGCCGGAUGCAGAUUUGUACGAUGAUUCACCUUCUUUGCCUUUAACUUCUUUUUGGCAAAUAAAUGUACCAUUUCAACUUUGAUUUCAAAGUGCUAGGUGAUAUUGGUUAUAGUGCUAAGAGACCAACACCAGAUUGCUUUCUUGGGGUGAGUUGGCCAACAUCAUUUAAGGAUGGAAAGAUGUGCAACUUCUUUGAUAUUUAAUGUAAUUGUAUCUACUUUUGUUGUAUGGCAUAUUGCAUAUCAAUUAUAAUUAUAUCAAUUAAAAUUGUUAAAAGCUUG
Molecule: messenger RNA, 4872 nt
Organism: Pteropus alecto (black flying fox)
Lineage: Eukaryota; Metazoa; Chordata; Mammalia; Chiroptera; Pteropodidae
Gene: PARM1
Product: prostate androgen-regulated mucin-like protein 1
Exons: 4
Coding region: 204-1115 (303 amino acids)
Cellular component (GO): plasma membrane; late endosome; Golgi apparatus
Source: RefSeq, a predicted model, not a curated record